AUGGAGGGAACUGAGGGUGGUGCAACUGGCCAGCCUUCUUAUGAAAGCUCUUAUCCUGAUAUCCCCUCCAGCAUUUACCUAGCCAGGGGAGAUGGUACACGGCCUGCCAUCUCGGGAGCUGAGCAGGUUCAAGAUAUUUCCAUGGUUUCCGGGAGUGAAUCGGGUUUUUCCGGUAGUGACGUGCCUGAUGCUAAUGAAGAGCAUGAAGGCUCUCACAGGAGCAACCAAAAGUGGUUUCUCGAAGGAAUAGAGGCUUACGCAGAUAUCCCAGACAUUCAAACUUCUGAAGAAAGCUCGAGUGAACCCGAAACUCAAGAGGAAAAUCAGGAAUCAGGAGAGGAAAUCGAUCCCGAUCUAGGAUUGUAUGGCCGUAGGAGAAGAAAGGGCCGUUACGCAAAGGAUGGGCCAUCUAAUUUCGGUGCGCGAGGCGGGAAAGGCAUCAAAAGGGGUCCCAGAAAGCCAAUCGAACCAAGUUUGGAAUUCAAAAAUCUACAUUCCGAAGCGACCUCUGCUUUCAUUGAUACCGACUAUGAGAGAGCCACUGUCCUGGUUAAACAGGCCAUCCAGAUAAACCCUGAAAUGUUUGCUGCGCAUUCUCUAUUAUCGGAGAUUUUUCUUGCACAAGGUCAGAAGGACAAGGCGCUGGCCGCACUAUUCAGUGGUGCCCACACUCGCCCAAAGGACCCUGCCGUUUGGAUGAAAGUGGCGAAAUUGAUCCUGGAAAGGGCUGGAGAGGAUCGCUCUUCAGCACUGCAAGAUGUGGUAUAUUGUUAUAGCCGCAUUGUUGAGAUUGAUCAAAAGAAUUACGACAUACGAUUUAAAAGAGCGGCAGUGUACCGCGAACUGGGUCAUAAUGGGAAAGCCGCACAAGAGUAUGAAAGGUUACUGAAAGAUCUGCCACACAAUACAACAGCUCUUCGGCACCUUGCAGAAACUUAUAUUGAUCUAAACGAGGUUCAUAAGGCAAAAAGCCGAUACGACGAAAGCAUCUCGUAUUAUACUUCGCUGAAUUUGGAGGAAGCCACUGACUUUACCUGGUCUGAUGUGAACAUUUAUGCUGAAUUUUUCAGCUACUUGAAUGAUUAUGAACAGGGGAUAUUUCAGUUAAGAUCCCUUUCUCGGUGGCUACUCGGAAGGAAGGACGAUACAGAAUGGGACGACAUCAUUGAAGACGACCGGGAGUGGGAUGCUGAAGACUUUCCUCGUCGAGCAGAUGUGCCAUUUUUUGAUCCCAAUAAAUAUCCGACCGAGUCUUACGGGAUUGGCCUUCCCUUGGAACUUCGCGUGAGAUUAGGAAUAUAUCGACUGAAAUUGGGUCUUCAGUACAGGGAAGAAGCCUUGUCUCAUUUCUCCUGGCUCAACCCGGAUGACGCCUCAGAAGGCGCACUACUCUAUGACUUCGGAGAUCUCUUUAGGGAAGCAGGAGAUGCUCUCAAAGAUGCAAAAUUAUAUCAAGAUGCUCUUACUUAUUACCAACCACUUCAAAGGAGUCGUGAAUAUGCUGAUACCGGCCUGUUCAUGGCGAUAGCAGAAUGUAAUACGGCUUGUGAAAAUGAUGAAGCAGCUGAAAAUUGUUAUUUAACGGUUGUUGAAUACGAUGAGAACAACAUCGAAGCGAGAGCCAAGUUGGCAAAGUUCUACGAAAAGUUAGGAUUGAUUGAGCAAGCCUUGAAAUAUGUUAACGAAGCGAUUGAACUGGGACGACGGGAGUCAAUGCCAAGGCGAAGACGAAGAUUUGGCUCUAGGGCCUUGCAACUUGCAAAAGAAUUCCGCUCGACGGAACCCAGAGAGUUUGCGAUGGCAACGUACGAGGGUCCUCUUGGGUCAGAAAAUGAUGAUUGGGCAACUUCAUCUUCGCCAGCGGGUGUGUCCGGCGGACUCGUGACGUCUGCAACACCAGUUUCAAAAAAGCGGAAGCAAGGGAAGGAGGAGGACGUUGGUACCGACCAUAUUAGCUAUCUUUACUCUAAGUUAUUAGAGCUUGGACCUGAGAUGAGGGAGGGCCAAGAAGACGCAACAGAAGAUUGGCUGGAUAUCGCAGAUGCUCUAUUGAGAGAUUUUCGAUCAAAUCGGAUCUUUUUCCCAAUGCAACGGCAUAUGAUGUUCCUGGGAUACUCCAGAGAAGCGCAACGAAAAGCUGGACGACUGAAAUCGACUACAAUAAUGGACGAAGUGGAAGAAAUGGCAGGACGACUUCAGGCAUCGCUAGGUACUCCAGAGAUUGACCCUGCCACGAUACCAAAUGACUACCACUCGAUAUCAUUCAAACAGUGGUUAGACAUAUUUCUGGAAUAUGCUCUCGUCCUGGCAGGGCAGGGCCAAUCGGAAGAAGCCUACGAUACCCUCUCUGCGGCUGGUGAUGCUAGCGUCUGGUAUCAUUCCAAACCAAGCAAAUUUCAGAUUUAUACCUGCUGGUUCACCUGCGCUCUCCGACUCAAGGAUGAAGAGACGCUCUCCAACAUUUCCCGCUGGUUCAUGAAAGAGUACCAAUUUGUGACCGACACAUACCGUCUCUUCGCAGCUCUAAGUCGACUUUGUGGUGAUCCACGUAAGUCCCUGUUCCACUCGUCUCCUAGCAUGAAAUUCAUGCUACGCCAAAUAAAAGCAAUCGACUACACCCUUCCAGAUGAUCCGCUGCGGCCCACUGCGGCCCGCCGUACUCGAGCUUCCGUCUUCCAAGAACGUGCAACCCUGACGACCAAGGAUGCAUCUGGACAACCCAUUCCUGCAGAGGACAUGGAUGUUUCACUCCUAGUCCUUUAUGGCCAUAUUCUUUACGCCGGGGCAAGUUUCACAAAUGCCCUCAACUACUUUUUCCGCGCCUACGCCCUCGCCCCAGAGAAUCCAAUGGUUCUCCUAUCUAUCGGCCUCAGUUACAUCCAUCAUUCCUUAAAACGACAGUCUGAUAAUCGACACUAUCUUAUCAUGCAGGGACUGUCGUUUAUGCAAGAAUAUCGACGUGUGCGAGAAAAGAGUCCGAUUCCUCAAGAACGCCAGGAGGUGGAAUUCAACUUUGCGCGUGUCUGGCAGAUGCUGGGAUUGAUGCAUUUAGCUGUACGGGGAUAUCAGCGAUGUCUUGCGUUCAGUGGAGAGAUUGGAGCUGAGCGAGAGAGGUUUAAGAAGCAGAAAGAAAUGGCUACGGCUGUUGGUGAUGGAACAUCAGAUAAAAGGGUUUGGGUGGAGGAUUUCUCUCGCGAAGCUGCAUUUGCUUUACAAUGUCUUUAUUCUUUCUCCGGGGAGACUAAGUUGGCAAAGGAGAUCACUGAUAGGUGGCUUAUCAUCUAG
Molecule: messenger RNA, 3285 nt
Organism: Paracoccidioides brasiliensis Pb18
Exons: 5
Coding region: 1-3285 (1094 amino acids)
Biological process (GO): transcription by RNA polymerase III
Cellular component (GO): transcription factor TFIIIC complex
Molecular function (GO): protein binding
Source: RefSeq, a predicted model, not a curated record